AUGGCAGAAAAUAAUAUAACAUUACCACCAUCGGAAGCCAGUAAUGACACUUCUGAAAAUUCGGAAAACAAACCAUCAAAGGAUGAAAAAUUGCAAAAGAGAAAGGAAAGAUGGGAAACCAGGAAGAAUAAUUUCAAGAAACAUAAAAAGCAAAAAAAGGAAGUUAAACAAGAACAAAAGAAAAAGAAUAGUGAUGAUUUUUUCACCAAGAUGAGAGACGAAUUGGCUCCAGAGGAAUUUGAAAAAUUGGUGGAAGAAAAUAAAAAGAAGAAGGAAGAAAGAAUUCGUUCACAAAGAAUGAAAAAGGAGAACCUCAUCAACAAGUUGAAACAAGCCACAGAAAAUGGAAUAACCAAUGAUUGCAAUGUUUGCAUAAAUGUGGAUUGUUCCUUUAAUGAUAAGAUGACAAAUAAUGAAGUUAUUUCAUUGGCUCAACAACUUGGAAAAUGCUAUGCUGCCUAUAAGAGAAUGGAGAAUCCUUUCUAUAUGACAUUUACAUCCUUACAAGGUGAAUUAUACAAUAGUUUAAAGAAAUUUGAAGGAUUUCCUGAAAAGUGGAUGAUGAAAUUAACAGAUCAACAUUUUACAAAGGAAUUUGAGGACAAAUUGAAGGAAAAUAAGGUGAUUUAUCUUUCUGCUGAUGCUGAGAAUGAAAUUACAGAAUUUGAAAAAGGACAUGUCUAUGUAAUUGGAGGUAUUAUUGAUAGAAACAGACACAAGAAUCUGUGUAAUGAAAUUGCCACCAAAGAAUAUAACAUUCCAACAGCUAAAUUCCCACUCGAUAAGCACAUUGACAUGAAGGCAUGUAGUGUUCUGACCACCAACCAAUGUGUAGAAAUCAUUGCUGAUUGUAUCGAAUUGAAACAAACCAAACCAGAGCUCACUAAUUUUGAAAUUUGGGGUCAAGCUCUUGAAAAAAUCAUUCCAAAACGAAAGAGGAAACAUCAAGAGAAUCAAGGUGAGCAAGUGGAAGAUGAAUCUGCUGAGCAAUAA
Molecule: messenger RNA, 993 nt
Organism: Naegleria gruberi
Lineage: Eukaryota; Heterolobosea; Eutetramitea; Acrasida; Naegleriidae
Exons: 2
Coding region: 1-993 (330 amino acids)
Biological process (GO): tRNA N1-guanine methylation
Cellular component (GO): nucleus
Molecular function (GO): tRNA binding
Source: RefSeq, a predicted model, not a curated record